Molecule: messenger RNA, 1165 nt
Organism: Saprolegnia diclina VS20
Lineage: Eukaryota; Oomycota; Saprolegniomycetes; Saprolegniales; Saprolegniaceae
Exons: 2
Coding region: 18-1136 (372 amino acids)
Biological process (GO): rRNA base methylation
Cellular component (GO): cytoplasm
Molecular function (GO): rRNA (uridine-N3-)-methyltransferase activity
Source: RefSeq, a predicted model, not a curated record
CUCAUUUGUUGGCCUUGAUGGGUUGCCGGGUCUUGACCGUCGGCGACGGCGACCUCUCGUACUCGCGCUGCUUGCUCGACCCAGAGAACUGGCGUGACCUGGACGUUGAUACGCCAACGAUAGAGCUCACGGCGUCCACCUUUGACUCGCUCUCGGCGCUUGAGGACAAGUAUGCCAUGGUACGCAGCAACCUUGACGCCCUUGGCGCUGGCUCGGCCGCCGUCUCGGCGACCGUGCUGCACGAUGUCGACGCGACGAACCUCGCAGCCUUUGAAAACGACGAGGCCAGUCACUUUGACCGUAUUGUCUUCAACCAUCCGCACUCGGGCGUCGAAGACGUCCACCGGCACCGGCGCCUCCUCUCGCAUUUCUUCCACGCGGCGCUGCGCGUGCUUCGACCGGGUGGCAAGGUGUUUGUGACGUUGGCGCGUGACCAGCCCAAGCGCUGGGAGAUCCUCAAGCGCGCAGACGCGCUCGACCUCGUCUGCUGCAAAAAUGAGCUGUGGACCGAGCCGAGAGGCUACCAGCGCAAGCGCCACCAGAGCGAUAAGAGUUUCCAUCGCAUCCUCUUGCACGGUGAGAAGCUCGAACAGCAAAGUACGAUCUUUGGCUUUGGCCGGCGACGCGACGGCACGACGCCGGUGGCAACGACGACGACGCCGACGACAUUGCCAUCAAGCGAUGCCGGCGUGGCCUGCGACGAUCCAGCCUGUGGCGGCAAGCGCUUUGCCACCGCUCAGGGCUUAAAGACACAUUUGCGCAUGGUGCACGAGCUGUGCAUCAAGAAGCGCAAGCGCGGCAAGGCCGACGCCGACGAUUUUCGCUGCUCGCACUGCAAUGGCCGCGAGUUCCAGGACGCCGAGGCGCUCCAGCAACAUCUUCUCGCCAAGCACGGCAAGGACAGUCGCAUUAGCCCCGACUGGUACGGCCACGCGCCGACGUUGACGGAAACCAAAGAGGCGGCGCAGUGCCCGAUUUGUAUGGAGUUGUUUCCAAGCGCGACCGCGCUCACGGCCCACCUGUCGACGCUGCAGCCGGUUGCGGUCGCCAAGUGGACAUGCAGCAUGUGCGAAAAGACAUUUGAGGAGCAGCGCGCGCUGCGACAGCACCAAAACUUUUGCACUAAAGAUACAUAAGACUGACAAUAAGACUACGAUACGACGAC